AUGCUGAGAAAUAUAGGGAAGCAAUCUUAUAAAACUUCUGAAGAAGAGAAAAAAAAAGAAAAAAAUGAGAUUUUUAACAAAAGAAUACAAAAAGAAAUAAAAAAAUUAAAAGAAUCAAAAAUAAUAGAUGAUGUAAAUGUGUAUAUAACUUUAAAUGAAAAUAACAAUGAUAAUGAAAAUGAUCAUUUUAGUUCUGAUAUAAUUAGGCAUAAAUAUCUGUGCUUAAAUGAAACUUUUAGUGAAUCAUAUUUUUUAAAUGAAACUUUUUUUUUAAACAAUUUUAUAAAUCAUUUGAAAAAUUUUAAAAAAAAUAACAUGAUAAUAUAUUCACAAGAUGAGGGAGAUUCUUGUAUAUAUGAAGAAUUAAACAAAUAUUAUCAAUAUAAGGAUGAGUUAUGCCCGUUUUAUGAUAUAUUUGAAUUUUUUAAUUUUCAGCAUAUUUUUGAAAAUGUUUCAUCAUUUUUAGGUGAUAUAAAUUAUUUCAUGGAAAUUUUUGAAAUUUUUAAAAGUGGAUUUAUAAAUGAACAAAAUAUUUUUAAUAAUACUAACGAAAGUAUAAGAGAUAAUUAUGAAAAUAAAGAAAAUAAUGAAUUUUUUACUAAUGUAUUUUUUGAAAUUUUAUAUAAGGAUUUCAUAAGUCAUCUUUCAAAAAUCCAAAGAGAAUUAAUAAAUAAAAUAUUGCAUUCUGAUGAAUAUGAAAAGGAAUAUUUUUAUCAAAAUUUUUUAUCAUUUUAUAAUAAAUAUUAUGUAAUAAAAGAAAGUGUAGUUUAUUCAUUUUUCAUUUUUCAUGACUAUCCUUUUAGCGAACCAUUUAUUAAUUUAGAUCAUUUACCAUUUUGUAUAUUAAAAAAAAAAAGUCAGAGGAAAAUAAUGGGAGAUAAAUAUAAUAAGAAAAAUAUUCUUAAAAUUUUAUUAAAUGCAAAAUGGAUUCCGAAAAUUACGUUAGAAAAUUUAUUUGAAGAAUCAAAAAAUUUUGUAGAUAAACUUUUUUUUUAUUAUCAAUAUAAAUUAUAUCUUUUUUAUUAUUAUUUAAGUAAACAUAAAAUAUUUUCACUGUUAUUUGAAAAUAAUUUUACAAUAUGCUUUAGUACAUAUAAUAUUAUAUAUUCUUAUGUAUCUAAAGUAGAUAAAAAAUUAGUUACUAAAAAAAAAGGAAAAAAAAACUAUUCGAAUUUAUUGUAUAUCAUUAACAAUUCUGAAUAUAUUAAUCAAGAUGUUAUUUUAUAUAAAUCUUUUUAUUCAUACAAAAAAUUAAAAAAUAAAAAUUAUGAAAUAGAUGAAGAGAAAUAUUCUACAAGAAUUAAAAAAAAAAAAAAGUAUGAAUAUUGUAUAUAUUUAUUCUUUCUUAUAUUUAUUAUUUUUCUUCCCAUGUUAAUUAAAAAUAUAUAUAUAUAUAGAACAGAUGAAAUUAACAAUUACUUAAAUGAUGAACAUAAUUUUGAUAAUUUUUAUAAAAGUAAAAGUAAUAUUUCAAAUUAUCAUCCUUUAUUCUAUGCAUAUAUAAACAUACUCAGAAAAUUCAAUUUAGAUAAAAAAGAAAACGCUAUAAUUGAAAAGGAUUUUAACAUAUCAAGGGAUGAACAUCUCAAUACAAAUAGAGAAAAAAAUCAAUCUGAAAAUAAAGAAAAGCAAAAAAAAUAUAUGGAUAAUAAUAUUGAUAUUUUUGAUUUAAAUGAAAAAGAAAAAGAAAAAAAAAAAAAAAAGGUUACUAAUUCAUUAAGUGUAAAUAAUGAUAGCAUAAAAAUAAGCAAUAAUCAAAUUAAUAAGGAACAACCGAAAUAUAAAAUUUAUAAAAAGAAAUUUUUUUUAAUAGCAUUUUUAUCUAUUUCCGAAUUCUUUUUUUUUUCUUUAGGUAUAAUAUAUAAUUUACAAUUAUUACGAAAAAAAUUUGAGUAUCAUAACUUCUUUGUAAAUAUUUGUUCUUCUUUGCUAAUAUUAUAUAACCCCAUCUUAUUUUCUAGUAAUAUAAAUUAUAUAAAUGUAAUAUCUAUUGGAUUAUUAUAUUGGAGUAUUAAUUUGAUUCUUUUAAAAAAGAUAUUUCUGUCUAUUACACUUUAUUUUUUAUCUAUAUAUUUUAAUAUCAUAAAUAUCAGCUUUUUUCUUUCCUUUUUAUUUAUUUAUGUGUAUAUUAAUAGUAGAUACGUAAUAAAAAGAGGAAAUAAAAUUAGUAGCGAAUUUAAAAACAAAUAUGAAGUUUUCAAAUGUAUUAUUAUUUAUGUUCUAUUAUUUAUAAUAUUAAGCUAUAUAUUAAUAUAUAUUCUUUGUGAUAAGAAAGAAUUUUGGAUAAGUAAUAUCAAAAAUUGUUUUAAUUUUUUUAAUAAUUAUUUUAAUGAUACUGAAAACAGAUUUAGGGGUAAUAUAUGGAAUAAUAUGCAGUUAAUUAAUAAUAAUAUCAAAUUCUCUUUCAUUAAUUAUAUUCCUUUUUUUUUAAUUUUAAUUUUUAAUUAUUUUUUUGUUAUAAAUACAAUAAUUAAAUUUUAUGGUUCAUUGUUGUUUUCUUCUAUAGUAUUUUUACUUAUCUCAGCUAAUAUGAACAAUUUUUUAUUAUUAUGUAUAACAGUACAAUUAUUACUCUUUAUUAAUGCGAUUGGUAGUUCAAGCAUAUUACUAAAUGUAGUUUUUUCUUCUUAUAUAAUUAUAACUAAUAAUGGCUUCAACAUUUAUAUUUUUGUUUUAACUUUAAUAUAUUUUCUUUUUCAUAUAUAUUUAAUGUAUCCAUCGAAUAGUUUCUCUAAGAAUAUCAAUAAUCAAGUAAAAAUAAUAAUAGAAUUAAUUAAAAAUCUUUUUUAUUUUAUCAUAACAAAUUUAGUUCUUUUAUAUGAAACAAGUAUAAAAAAUUUGGCAAUGUCUUUUGUUAUAAUAUUUGUUUCUGUAUCAUUUAAUACCUUAUCUAAUGGGAAAAAUAUUCGAAAUGUGAUUAAAAAAAAAGAAAUACAAAAAAAAAUUAUUUUUUGUUUAUAUUCUCAUAUAAAUCCUGACUAUUUUGUUAUACCAUUAUCAUAUUUUUCUUUUUUAUUAUUUUUAAUGCUUGGAUUUUUAAAGUUGUAUUAUUCCCAUUUUUAUCUAAAAUUUGCUUUAUAUGUACUUAAUUUUCUUACUUUUCUAAGUUUGUUGUCAAUAUUACUCUUAUUUUAUUUAAAACGAAAAAAUUUUAGAAAGUUUGACUUCCUGAGCAUACCUGAUUCGGCCUAUAAGAGAACAUUUUCAUUAGAGAGAUUAAAAAAAUUAUAA
Molecule: messenger RNA, 3231 nt
Organism: Plasmodium relictum
Lineage: Eukaryota; Apicomplexa; Aconoidasida; Haemosporida; Plasmodiidae
Product: conserved Plasmodium membrane protein, unknown function
Exons: 3
Coding region: 1-3231 (1076 amino acids)
Source: RefSeq, a predicted model, not a curated record